CCGUACGGCCAGUGCGUGCCAAAGUCUGCCGUAGUCAAAGGGUUAAUUAAAUCACCAUGUUGCGGGUUUUUCGCUGUUGACAAAGAUACACUAUGGCUCGCUGCAUUUAUCUUCCUGACUGCUCAGUUCUCUGCAGAGAUUCUUGACUUUUUGUUACCGCUUAACGCCUCGCGACCUCACAAUUAUCCGUUCCAAAUAUACUAUCCCGGCGAUCAAGAGAAAUACUUCUACCUGGACGCUAUCUAUGUAUGUUUCACAAUAUUCUUAGGUUGUACUACGUUCAUUGGUACAGAAGCCGUGAGCGUGAUGUAUAUGCAACAUGUUGUCAGUUUGUUGAGAAUCGUAAGUUAUCGUAUUCAAAAAGCAAUUUCUGACUCCACAAAUGGAUCGCAGAAAUGUUUAGCGGAUAAAGGGAAAGAGGAUCUGAUCAAAGCCAUCGGUUUGCACACACGAGUGAUCAAGUUCAUUAACCUUAUGGAGAAACACUUCACGGUUUCGUACUCCUUGUUCCUUAUCUGUGGCGUCACUUCUCUUAGCGUUAAUCUAUAUUGGCUGUCACAGUUGAUGCAUGAAGUGAAUGAUCAAAUGCUUAUUUCUUCGACGAACAUUCUUGUCACCUUCAUGUACAUGUUCUGUAUGAAUUAUAUAGCACAAAACGUAAACGAUGGCAGAGACGGUAUUUUCACAGCUUUAUACAACAGCGAAUGGUACAGAACGCCAGUAUCCAUGCAAAAGUUGUUACUGUUCAUAAUGUUAAGAACACUAAAGAGUGAAACGUUCAACCUGCUGGUUGUGUUCACACCAUCACUCGAAGGUUUCGCGACUUUAGUAAAUACGUCAGUAUCCUAUUUCAUGGUGAUGUACUCCGUCCAGUGAUAUUGUUAACAAAUGAUAAUGGAUUAGCCAUCAUAGGAAGUUUGUUGAUCGAUGAAACACUUCCAUUGUUCAGCGAUGUAACACUCUUUUUAUUGCACGGUUCAAUAAACGAUUAUUUGUGAGGAAACCAGUCUGAAUUGAAUGUUAUAAAUUGGAAUUACCUCGCAAGCACUUCACCUCUUUGACACAUAUCAUUCUCGUUGUACACAUUUGCACGUUCCAACCGUACUGAGCCGACUGAGGGCUACUCGAGAAACAAUUUCACCGGACUAUACACUGAGGAUGGGUGAAGAUUCGUAGGAACAACACGUUUCACGCUUCCCCUUUGUUCGUACGUUCACGUGUGACCUAUCUUCUAAUCUUCUAAUAACUGCGAUUACGUGAUAAGAGGCGAAAAUUGAUCGACGUGUCAUCAAUUAGACAUGAACACCUCACAGUGCCAACUGUAGAUGCUACCCUUCUGACUUUCACAGGAGUGUAAGAAAUAAUUUUUCAGAGCUGUAAGAAAGGAAAUAAUUCAGUGGGUGGUUUGACAAACAAAUCGUCAAUAGCACUUCAAUCUCCGUACACGAUGGCUGAACCU
Molecule: messenger RNA, 1459 nt
Organism: Ceratina calcarata
Lineage: Eukaryota; Metazoa; Arthropoda; Insecta; Hymenoptera; Apidae
Product: odorant receptor 49b-like
Exons: 7
Biological process (GO): detection of chemical stimulus involved in sensory perception of smell; sensory perception of smell
Cellular component (GO): plasma membrane
Molecular function (GO): olfactory receptor activity; odorant binding
Source: RefSeq, a predicted model, not a curated record